AUGUCCAAGCCACCGCCAAAGAAAAAAGAGUCUUCCUCCAGCAGAGUGACUUCAUCCCUCGGGCAGUCGCCGAGCAAGGAAGCAGUGUCCCAAGUUCUCAGUGCCUCUGGGAGCCUAGUGGAUCUGAGGAGAUCCAAAUUCCCCAUUUGGCCUGAGUGGAAUGAGUCAGAGGUCAAUGGUGAGAAAUGGGACGCAGCCAAAGGACCCAAAGAGGGAAAGUCGAGCAAGAGCCCCAUUGCUCCUUUCUUUGACGAUCCUGAGGGAAAAAUUAGUCUCCCUUCAUCCUUGCAAGUGCACUCUUGGAAGCGCCCUUCGGAGUUCAUUGUCAACAAGGGUCCUGCAGUUGUUGAGAACGAAAUGACCUUUGACCUGAUCUCCUCCAAUCAUCAUCUGAUUUGCAGUGAGCUGAUGAGGUGGAUCAUCAGUGAGAUCUAUAUUGUUUGGAAGCUGUGUAACAGUGCAUCAGGAGAGCAAAAUGGCUGGAAACCCUGGGAGCACAUCUACUCACUGUGUAAGGUGGUGAAAGGUCAUAUGCCCCUGUACAACAUCUAUGGAAAGUACGUGGUCAGACUUUACUGGAUGGGUUGCUGGAGGAAGGUGAUGAUAGAUGAUGCCAUGCCGUUUGAUGUGGACAACAACCUGCUUCUCCCUGCUUCCACUAACCAGUCAGAGUUAUGGCCAAUGCUGUUGUCUAAGGCUCUCAUUAAAGUGGCCAACACAGAUGCAGUGUCAGAACUCAGGAAGGAGAUGAGUGAGUUCACCUUCAUCCACACCCUCACCGGCUGCAUCCCAGAGAUCUUUCCUAUACAAUCCAGAUACAUAGGAAAGGUCUGGGAAAUCUUGGAAGACACCAUUCCCAAAUUUACACAUCCACAUGAGAGUUUAUCAGAGGUGAAGCCCCAGGCUGCAGAGUCCACUGAAGGGGGGGGCUCCUGCAUGAGUCUCUGCAAGAGUUCAGAAAAUAAAAAAGGGAAGGAAGGUGAUAAGGAUAAGAAGACUAAUGGAUUUUCCUCACCUCAUCAUAGUUGUGUAGACCAGUCUGCUGCAGAGAGUACACACCCUCCUGUCCCCAAGAUGGUGGUAUGUGCCAGCUUGCACCCUCUUCAGCUGCUGGAUAACAAGACCUUUGUGUUUGGUCAGAUGGUGGAUUCCUCUAAGAAUUUAGGGCAGUGCCCUCUUUCCCAGCUGUACAGUCACAUUGUGCUGCUGACCAGGACUCGGGCAUGCCCGCUGGAGCCCCCACCCAAACCACCCACUGUGCCCCGUUGGAAACUCAUCCGCCCUCGCAAGGAGACCAUGGUCAUCAACAAAUCUCAGGAACUCCCUGUGCUGAAACCAGAACAAUUCAUUGAGGUCUCGAGCCCUUUCCUUUCCUACCACGUGAAGAGUAGCAUGGGGCCAGUCCUAAACCUGGAGGCCAAGCAGGACAAUCAAAGGAAGGAUUCCUGCAACUCUGCUCUGGUGUCCUUUGCUGAGAAAGAGGAGAGUGAAAGCCGAGAGGGCGUUGAGGCUGAUGCAGCUGAACCCAACAGAAACUCACCAAACACCACUGACAGCAUAGAGGUUACUACAGAGGACAGGAAGAAGGACGAUGAUGCUGUCUCCAAUGAUCAGCCUGAAAUGAUGACCAAGGAGCCCAAACCCCAGGACCUCUCAGUUCUGGACAAACCCAUGCUGCAGGAGACCUGGGUGGCCCUGGACGACUUUGCUAAUUGCUUCAAGACUCUCUUGGUGUUCCAUAAGCCACAAACAUAUCCACACCAUGUCCAGAAAUCUAAUUUUAAGUGUCCAGAGGAGAGAGGCUCUCACUACCUGUACGUGGACAGCCUGCAACCUUCGCAGGUCCUCAUCAGCUUCUCUGCUCUGAUACGCUGGGGAGAGAGAGCUGAGGACACGAAGGAGUCCUCAGCAGCAUGUCAGUCUGCAGUCCUCCUUGCCCAGCCGUACUCCUGGAAGAGCCUGCAGUCUCAGCUGCCAGUCCUCCACAUCCAGACCACCUCCCACAAGGCAACCCAGCUCACCUUAGCUCCCGGGCGCCAUGUGCUGCGUGUCCACACAAGGGCAGCGCUGGGCUACCAAGUCAACCUGUGCAGCGAGACGCCUUUUGUCUUUGGAGAUGAAGAAACUGUCAUGCCACACCUCACCAAGGAAAGUGAGCGUUUCAGUGAGCAGGCCUCGUUCAUCCUUAGGGCCCUGGUCAGAUUGGUGGCCUCCUUCAGUGAUGAGCAGGAGCAGCCAGUAGCCAGGAGGGCGCUGGAGGAGGCCUACUGUCCCAAAAACAUCAACACCACCACAGGAAGAUGGGAACACCACAGGGUGUUUAACAGGGCAGUGUACCACAUGCUGUGCAAUGCCUUGGACAGGAAGAUGACAGCAGAGGAGCGGUUUGCUGUGCAGGCCCUCACCGCCAACCCCUCACUCUUCAGUACUGACACCAAGGAGCACUCCCCGAUAUUGGAAGCUGUGUCAGAGCCUCCGAAGGGCUGGAGAAAAAGGCAGCCAACAGCCAGUGAGAUCCAGGCAGUCACCAUCAUCCAAGCUGGCCUCAAAGGACACUUGGCACGAGAGGUCCUUAAUGCCUCAAAACCUGGCACAAAGAAGAAUCUGAGUGCAUCAAAGACCCUUUCAGACAUGUGGCUGAGUGUUGAAUCAGACACUGAGAAACAUGCUGUCUUCUUGCUAAGGUAUAUCCUCAGCCACUCUGAGAAGACAGCAGAGCUCUACCCAUGUCAGCAGGAUGAGUGGACCAGAAUUGCCUUCGCUGAUUACUCUGUUCCUUUCCCUGACACAGCCAACUCCUGGGUCUUGAUUUUUAGACAGGUGUUCCUGGUCCCUAAGGAUAUGCUGCUGGUAGCAAAGGUCUACUCCCCUGUCCCCUGUUGCCUGCUCCACAUCAUUAAUAAUGACACAGGAAAGGAGCUAUGCAAGGUUUUCAACAAAGUAGCUCCCUAUGUCUUUGAAACCAAUAAGCUUGGCUAUACCUUUGUAGCAGAAGCAUUCACACCUGAAACACCCCUUGUUGGUGCCAAGUGGAGGAUGCGCCUGAUUGGCUCAAGGGAACCCCUUCCACAGCUGGCCUGUGAGACUCCUCUCAGCAGCUUCUCAGUGAAGGAAUUCUGCGAUUAUUACAUUCCCAAUGACAAAGACAUCAUAUGUCGCUACUCUGUCAAGGUGACAGCCGACCACCUGGGAACAAUACAGUUCCAGACAUCCAAGCCAGACGUGAUCAUCUGUCUGUCCAUACUGGACCAUGAGAAGAAGGUGGCCAGUAACACAGGACAGGGCCAUGUGAUCAUUCCUGUGUUCCACUUCCAGUCCAACAGAGCUCCCAGCUGCACAACUGCCAGUGCUGAGAAGAACCAGAAGGGAUCCCCCAACCAGGACAAUGGGGUCGAGGCGACAGGCACUCCCCAGCAAGGAGAGGGGGAGGAGAGCACCACUGACCAAACAGACUCCUGCCCUGACCAGAAGCAGCCUCCCAUGGAGACUAUGGGUCAUAAAUACAUUGUGCAGGCAGAGGUGCUUCAUAAGAGCUGGGCUCUAGAUGAACCUCAGCUGGCCUUUGUCCAGAUGCUCAGAGACUUGGAAAAUAAUGAAAGAAAAGCCAGUGCGGAGACCAAUGAUGGGCGCAAAUCUUCUACAAACAAAUCUAAUCGCAAAGGCAAAGGCGAAAAGGAGAGGGAGAGACCAGGAGCUAUCUCCAAACCCGGCCUCAGGCACGAUGCGAGCUCGGAUCUGACCAAGCCUCUCUGGACGCUGUGUGUGGUCAGCGAUCAGAGCAAAAGCAAGAGCAUUGAGGUGAAGAAGGACACAGAGAGAAUAGACAAGAUCAAGGCCAUAAAACAGGCCUGGGAAAUGGCAGAGCCUGGCCGCUCUGUCAAGGCCUUAAAGUCACGUCAGACAUUUCUCAACCAUGUCCAACAUGGAGUGAGUGGUGACACACCUGUCGGUGACUCAGAGAGCAAAGAGCCUGCUACUUCCCAGCUUUCUCCCGGCUCGUCCAGUCACGAGUUGCCUGUCGCGCUGCCCAGUCUCCCACAGUCACAUGUUCCCAUGGACUACACUCCUUUCAUCAGAUGCCAAAAGGAUUUUCCAGUGAUGAAGGACCCAGAGGUAGAGGAGGCCCAGCAGAGGGCACGCUCGGAAAAGAUCCAGGCCUUCCGGCUGCUCCGGGAAACUGUGCUGGAGCACCGCAAACAGGAGGCAGUCAACAGGAAGGGGCUGAAGAGACGCCAGCGGGAGAUUUAUGAGGACAUGCAGUAUAAGAAAAUCCUUGCUGUUCGUGAGGCAUUCCAUGGCCAUCCUGCCAUGAUGAAGAAACAAGAGAAACAAACACUUGAGGAUGGCCAGCAGGCAGACGAAGAGAAAACAGCUGCCACUGUUGCUGCCACCCAGCAGCCCGCCAAACCACCCAAGAGUGCUGGCAAGAAGAAGUGAUGGCCACUGGCUCACCUUCACUUCUCCGAAGCCACCGCCUCUCAGCAUGAUGGGGAUCUCAGCUUGUCUCAACACUGUAAAGAUCUCAAUUCAGUCACAACGUUGCAACAUA
Molecule: messenger RNA, 4549 nt
Organism: Myripristis murdjan (pinecone soldierfish)
Lineage: Eukaryota; Metazoa; Chordata; Actinopteri; Holocentriformes; Holocentridae
Gene: adgb
Product: androglobin
Exons: 35
Coding region: 1-4437 (1478 amino acids)
Biological process (GO): proteolysis
Molecular function (GO): calcium-dependent cysteine-type endopeptidase activity
Source: RefSeq, a predicted model, not a curated record